GGUCCGGGAACAAGGCGUGCCGGGGCGCUGGUGAGGUGAAGCGCGCGUGAGGACUCUAGUUCGCCCCCCAGAGCUCUUGCUGAGAUGAUGGCCACCGGUCCCUGGGAGGCGACGGCCUGAACGUCUGCGCUGAGUCCCCGUCCUGGCCUCAGUCCCCAUGCCUGUGACCGUGGGCCCAUAUGGGCAGUCGCAGCCCAGCUGCUUUGACAGAAUAAAGAUGGGUUUCAUGAUGGGCUUUGCAGUGGGGAUGGCUGCAGGAGCACUGUUCGGCACAUUUUCCUGCCUCAGGAUUGGCAUGAGAGGACGAGAGCUGAUGGGUGGAGUUGGCAAAACGAUGAUGCAAAGCGGUGGGACGUUUGGGACGUUCAUGGCCAUUGGUAUGGGAAUACGCUGCUAAUCUGGAGUUUGGGAAUUAUCCCAGAGUGUCCCCACCCAGCCAUUCCUCCACUGUACAAUAAUAAAAUCUUUAGAUACCUGGAA
Prinia subflava (tawny-flanked prinia) is the source of this 480-nucleotide messenger RNA. It is a transcript of the gene ROMO1, whose product is annotated as reactive oxygen species modulator 1. The record is from RefSeq and is a predicted model, not a curated record. The transcript is spliced from 3 exons. Gene Ontology annotation, cellular component: TIM23 mitochondrial import inner membrane translocase complex. Gene Ontology annotation, biological process: protein import into mitochondrial matrix; protein insertion into mitochondrial inner membrane. Lineage: Eukaryota; Metazoa; Chordata; Aves; Passeriformes; Cisticolidae. Bases 158 to 397 code for a protein of 79 amino acids.